GCACUCGAUCGUUAGUUGCCGAAGCGAAAUAAUUUGUGCGCGCAGCACCCGCAGCGCUGGACCCCGACGCCGCGGCGCGCAUCGAUUCGUGCAGCGGCGCGUCGCCGACGCGGCCCGCGCGCGCGGGGCAGCGCUGGGCGCGCCGGAAAUAAGUCGUGCGAAGCGAAAGCAGCAACAUGGCCGGCGAGCCGGCGACGCGCACGCCGCCGCGGCCUCGGAGACGGAGCGGGUCGGGGCAGAUCGGCCCGCUCCAGCUGGAGAGCCCCGCGCCGCGCUACGCCCAGGUCUCCGCCGGGUCCCUCAGCCCCGCGUUUAAUCCCCUCAAGAGCAAGCAGAAGAAGCGCGUCGCGCUGGUCUUCGAGGGCUUGGGGGCCGACCCCGUCAAAGCUCGCGCGCAAGUGCUGGCCACGAGUUCGCCCCUGGCUCUCAAACUCAAAGAGGCGUACGACGGCGAUCUUGAAGAGGCGGACGCGGGCCUGCCGGAGACGCAGUUGCCGGUUUGUGUGAUGCUCGGGUUGCUGCGGUUGGAAUCAGCGCUGUUGUCGCCGGACGUGCCUCUAGGUUUCGGGGACGCGCCGUUGUUAGUAUGUGGACAUAGCGCGGGGUUCUUAGCGGCAGCGUGCGUCGCGCUCGAUGCGGAGGACCCCUUCGCCCAUGCGGGCGAUGCGAUUCGAUGUGCUCAGAGGAUCGGUAAAGCUAUCAAGGCGUCGGAUACGUCGUGUGCGUUGUUACUACCAAAAACACCACCGGCAGUGGCCGCGAUGAAGGUCCGAAGUCAAACAAAAAUUCAACUAGGACUGGUGAACGCGCCAUCAUCCUGUGUCUUGACGGGCUCUAUUCAGGACUUUGUUGAUGUAGCACCGAAGACCGUGAAACUCCCGAUACGGUGGCCGGUGCAUAGCUCGCUGUUAGACGAGGCGCGAGUAGCGGUACAGGACGCGUCCGAGCUAGACUUCCUGGACAAACACCCGCACUGCGUCGUGUUGUCGCCGGAGGACGGCGAGGAGUGCUCGACGCUCAGAACAGAUGUCCUCGGGACGCUCACGUCGCAACCGGUCGUGUGGCCCUCGGUGCUCGACGCGGUGCAGGCGCGGCUGCCGGACGAAGUUAUUUUUUUGGGUGAUUCCUACGGGUUACUGGCGUGGCAUCCGGUUAUUGGUAGUAAGAGGACCUACCAGAUGAAGUCGUCAGAUGGUAGCUUCGCGGUGAAAAUACGAGCGGCGAGGGAUGAAGAGGAGGAACCCGUCGUGGAAGAGGAGGACCAGGAGGACGACUCCAUGGCCUUGUUCGCGAAGAAGAAAGGCAAGAGGAAGGACGUGGACGCGGCCGAAAAUAUGCAGGGCCACGCGUACUUCGCGGCCAUGUUGGGUAUCCUGUUUACGCAUGGUAAUAUCCAUACGUUGCCGGGGAAGGGCGAUCCGUCCGCCGCGGAGCCGUGGACCGGGCUGCAGCAGUUACACGCGAAUUUGGGGGCCGGGUUCGGAUUGUUGUUAUUUUUCGCCGUUGCGGGCGUCGGCGACGAGCGGUCCUUCUGGAAGCGCGGCGGCGUCGAGAAGCAGACGACCUGGGAGAUGUUGAAACCGCUCGUGACGGUCUAUGUCACGAUGGUGGUACUAUCGGCCCUGACGCAUGUCACGUACGAAGGGUUAUACAGAAACAUGGGCUGGCGCUGGGCGCCGAAACAAAAGAAGCCCUGGCCCUUGCGGCCGAAUCUGACGCGCACGAAGUGGUUCGUGGUCAUCCUGGCUUUGGCGAGGCUUGUGGGGAGGUUGCAUCGACGAGCGUGCAAAAAAUAUCCUAAGCUCUAUCCCGUCAAUGUCAUCGUGUCACUCAUACUCAUGUUCGUGAUACAAGUGGAAGUCCAUCAAGAACUCGAGUGGAAGGGGUCGGGCCUGGGGAGCAUGGCGUACGGUAGAUUAUGUGGCGUGUUUAUGUAUAUCGUGGCGCCCAGUGUGCUACCGAUCGGUCUGCUCACGCCGAAAUCAUAUGCGUUCGCGUCCGACGAUAACAAUGCCUGUAUCGAGUACGCCGUGCCCCACGUCGUCUUGUCGAGGUGGCGGCGGCUCAUGACGUGUUCUAGACGAGGUCUGUCCAGAGUGGCGCCGUUCUUCGCCGAAGAAGAUAUCCCGAGGAAAGACGGCGUGGUGCGGAUUCCCGCGCACGUGGCGCGGCCUUUAUGCUUCCUGAUUAUUUAUUUGCGGUUGCUGGCGUCGGCGUCGUCGAUGGGGUAUAGAGCCGCCACGUAUGAUAUAAACAACGACGACGCGUGGGCUGGCACUGAUAUUUCAAAAGGAGAAAGGUGGACCUACGCCUGGGUCUGUAUUCUGAGGAGUGACUGCAAGGCCGGCGGGCCGUCGAUGCAUUUUUCCUCCAAAGGGGCAAUAUAUCUUAUCUCCAUACUCGACUACGGGUUCGCGAUGCUCUAUAGUACGGCGGCGUGCUACGUGGCGCCGGCGCGGCGGUCGAUCUUCUCCGAGGCCGGUGGUUUAUGUUUGUUCGCGUACAUGUGGCACCGGUGUCUCUUGCCGGUGUUGGACGCUCUUGUUUUGCGGGUCCACAAGGAGACAAGAGCAGACGCUUUACUAGUGCUGCCCCUCUACAUCCUCUUCCAGAUCCUCAUCUCGGCGCCGUUCCCGCAGUUCCGGGAGGCCUGGGAGCGGCUGCGGAAGGGCCGGCCGCAGUUCCGCGACGUCGCGAACCCGCUGUGGAUCUUCGCGAUCUUGUUCCUGCUGUCCUUGGUGUCGUACUCGUGGGGGUGAGGUUCUCGCGGCCGCGUCGACGGCGCCGACGCGGCGCCGGUACCACGCUGAAAUGCUCGCACGCGCCUCGCCGCCCGUCACCGAACUCUCUCACGACGUCGGUACGACGUCGGCGCGACGUCACCGCUGCGGGCGCCGCGCACCACUGAAAUUCGCUUAGCUUAACAGUCAAAUGUACAC
This is a messenger RNA of Pelagomonas calceolata, 2939 nucleotides long. The record is from the annotation of a GenBank genome assembly. NCBI's taxonomy places the organism in Eukaryota, Pelagophyceae, Pelagomonadales, Pelagomonadaceae.